AGAAAGCAUUCUGCCAGCCUAGCGCCUCCAAAUCGCAAUCACUUCCUAACCUCCCCUUUUUAACAUAUUUGAUCAGUCUGAUUCUCCGUUCUCUUGUCUUAUUAUUUCGGCUGCGAGCAAAGGAGGCUUUGUAGGCUGGUACUCUUCCAUUUUUUGUGUUUUUUUAUCGCUGCCGCCGCUCGCCCGGAGAGUUGACUUCAUAUUUGACUCGAGCACACGGUUUGUUUCUGCGCUGCGCGGCGACAAAAGCUCUACCUCAUUCUGAAGAGAUAAGGAGAAGAAGCGGCGAUAUUCAGGGCAGUUGUUGUUUUUUUCCCUCAGUACUUCAAGACUGGAACUUGGUGUGUCGCUCGCCAGUUUCUGUAAUCUAGACGAGCUGCUCAAUUUUCAGCGAGUCUGAACGUCGCUAAGUUAAACCGGCACCGUAUUUGCAGAUCUGUCAGUUUGGUCGUCGUAUUUCUUUUUCUUUUCCUAUUUCUUCAUUUUAUUCUUUUUUUCUUUGACGCUUUUCCUGGAUGGAUGACUGCAGGCUUCCCUGGACGUGGCCUCUAGGAGCAGGACUGCGAUUCGGCUCGUCUCCGCGUCAGUUCUAACCACUACCGAGUAAAGCCUUUCCCUAAAGCAGGCUAUACGCUCCGUCCCCGGUGCGCGACUUUCAGAAGGAUAAUCAAGACUGCACACCCUAUUUGUUGACCCGAUCGUAAACCUGAUCGUGAACUGCUCUGGGUUGCUUUCGAGCCACCGCGACACCUUAAGAAAAAAAGAACAAUAAAGUUUUAUUUAUUAACGCUGACUGAUCAGAUAUGGCAAUGGUAGUGUGGAGAGGUUCACAGGACGAUGUGGCCGAGACGCAGGGUGCCCUCUCAUCGCAAGCGCAAGGCGGACUAACCCUUGCGACCUCUCAGCCGGGCCAGCUGAACCUCGCGGCCUCGCAGGUCGCACCUCCGACCCCGCAGACUCCGGUUCAAGGGGCGCCCAACAGCAACGCGCAGUCCACGCCGACCAACCAGACGUCGCAGAGCCAGUCGGACAAGCAGCAGCAGCAGCACAUCGAGUGCGUGGUGUGCGGAGACAAGUCCAGCGGCAAGCACUACGGCCAGUUCACGUGCGAGGGCUGCAAAAGCUUCUUCAAGCGCAGCGUGCGCCGCAAUCUCACCUACACGUGCCGCGCCAACCGGAAUUGUCCCAUCGACCAGCACCACCGCAAUCAGUGUCAGUACUGUCGCCUCAAAAAAUGCCUCAAAGUUGGCAUGAGACGGGAAGUUUCCCUUUCUGCAGCAGUCCAGAGAGGCAGGAUGCCGCCAACACAGCCUCACCACGGCCAGUUCGCCUUGACCAACGGGGACCCGCUGCACUGCCAUUCCUAUCUAUCGGGAUAUAUCUCACUGCUGCUGCGAGCGGAGCCCUACCCGACGUCGCGUUACGGCAGUCAGUGCAUGCAGCCGAACAACAUCAUGGGCAUCGAGAACAUUUGCGAACUGGCAGCGCGCAUGCUGUUCAGCGCCGUGGAGUGGGCCAGGAAUAUUCCCUUCUUCCCAGACCUACAGAUCACAGACCAGGUGGCUCUGCUCAGGCUCACCUGGAGCGAGUUGUUCGUGCUGAACGCGGCCCAGUGCUCAAUGCCACUGCAUGUAGCUCCUCUGCUAGCCGCCGCAGGCCUCCAUGCCUCCCCCAUGUCCGCGGACAGAGUGGUCGCCUUUAUGGACCACAUUAGGAUCUUCCAGGAGCAAGUGGAAAAGCUCAAAGCGUUGCACGUCGAUUCAGCCGAGUACAGCUGCUUAAAAGCCAUCGUGCUAUUUACCACGGAUGCUUGCGGUCUGUCAGACGUGGCCCACAUCGAAAGUUUGCAGGAGAAGUCACAGUGUGCUCUGGAGGAGUACGUGCGGAGCCAGUACCCUAACCAGCCUACGCGAUUUGGGAAGUUAUUACUACGUCUACCUUCUCUGCGCACAGUGUCCUCCUCGGUCAUAGAGCAAUUAUUUUUCGUCCGAUUGGUAGGUAAAACCCCAAUUGAAACCCUCAUCCGGGAUAUGUUGCUGUCGGGGAGCAGUUUUAACUGGCCUUACAUGUCCAUUCAAUAAGAAAAAUGAAGGAUUAAAAAGGGGGGCUUAGGACUCCAUUAGUUAGCGCUUCUUUUUUUGUAGAAGGAAACGGCUGUUACACGAGUUUACUUUCACGGAUGAGAGACGUUUUCAUACCAGACUGUGAAUUUUCCAAUUUUAGACAUUCAUUGAACUUUCUGGGAAAUGAAUCCCAAGUUGCUCCAAGUGUCACUCUUGU
Molecule: messenger RNA, 2280 nt
Organism: Trichomycterus rosablanca
Lineage: Eukaryota; Metazoa; Chordata; Actinopteri; Siluriformes; Trichomycteridae
Gene: nr2f2
Product: nuclear receptor subfamily 2, group F, member 2
Exons: 3
Coding region: 804-2081 (425 amino acids)
Biological process (GO): anatomical structure development; negative regulation of transcription by RNA polymerase II; cell differentiation
Molecular function (GO): RNA polymerase II cis-regulatory region sequence-specific DNA binding; retinoic acid binding; zinc ion binding
Source: RefSeq, a predicted model, not a curated record